UCCCCAUCGCUACUUUCCCCCCCCAAAGCCCGGCUGUGCGCAAUUCCUUUCUCCUUCCUUUCAUCCACGCUUUCGCUCUUCUUUCCCCUCCGCCGGCGGUUCCUUUGGCUGCCGAAGCAGGAGGAAGCGAGGGAGGCUCCGCAACUACGACGCCCGCCCGGAGCUUAAGAGAAGCCGCCGGAAAGUCCUGCCCCAGAAGCGCCGGGGCUGCAGGCGGCGCAGGAGCGAGGCUGGAGAGCGCGAGCCUUGCGCGGGGCUGGAGUUUGCGCCGGGACCCCUGGCGGAGAAGAGCGCCGGGAGAGGCGCCGCUUUCCCCUGUUCGGUGCCGUUUGGAGCGGGUCGCGGUGAAGGAGAGCGAGGCUCCCGGGAGGAAAGGCGAGCCGGGGCCGGGGAGGACGGCUCCGCUUGCUUCAGUUACCGACCCGAGAGGAAGGGACGCGACUCCCGCGCCUGGUACCGUGCGAUGGUAAAGAGAGAGAAUUGCUGAAGUUCCUGCUUGACAAGCUGUCGAAUGAAUAUCUACUUAUAACCGUAGCAACAUCAAUAAGUGACAGGAGCAGAGAAAGAAGGGCAGCGCAGUAAAUCCCUAAAAUAAAACAAGGAAAAAGAGCAAAAAGGAUAUUAUUCUCCUUUAAGGUGCUUGCCCAGUAUCACCGAAAGGAUUUAUUUGGAAGUUUCGCAGAUCUAUCUAUUGGAUUCUUUAGAGAACAAUCUUCGUAUGAAAAUGCGGACAUCAAGCAGAAUGGACAAUGCAAAGAAGUGGCUCGGACUCAGUUUUUGCUUUAUGAUGAACCUCAUUACAACUGUAUUAUCUGGAACUAGCAGACCUCCAAGCAAAGGCCAAGGACAAAAUCUCUCGGACAACUUGCUUCUUCAUCAACGGAUGAAGAGGAGUUGGGUGUGGAACCAGUUCUUCGUUCUGGAAGAAUACACGGGAACAGAUCCUCUGUACGUUGGGAAGCUCCAUUCUGAUAUGGACAGAGGAGAUGGAUCCAUCAAAUAUAUCCUUUCGGGAGAAGGAGCAGGAAUUGUUUUUACUAUUGAUGACACCACUGGAGACAUCCAUGCCAUUCAGAGACUAGAUCGAGAAGAAAGAUCUCAAUAUACUUUACGGGCCCAAGCCUUGGAUAGACGAAGUGGCAGACCAAUGGAACCAGAAUCUGAAUUUAUCAUCAAAAUCCAAGAUAUCAACGAUAAUGAACCCAAAUUCCUAGAUGGGCCAUAUGUUGCUUCAGUUCCUGAAAUGUCACCAGUGGGCACCUCUGUUAUCCAAGUGACAGCAACAGAUGCUGAUGAUCCUACUUAUGGGAACAGUGCCAGGGUAGUCUACAGUGUUCUCCAAGGACAGCCAUAUUUCUCUGUGGACUCCAGAACAGGAUUAAUUAGGACGGCACUAAUGAAUAUGGACAGAGAAGCAAAAGAAUAUUAUGAAGUUAUUAUCCAAGCCAAAGACAUGGGAGGACAGCUGGGAGGAUUAGCCGGGACAACUACGGUCAAUAUUUCUCUCUCUGAUGUUAAUGAUAAUCCACCCAGAUUUCCACAGAAACAUUAUCAGAUGAGCGUACUGGAAUCUGCUCCAGUCAGUUCCACCGUGGGUCGUGUUCUUGCUAAAGACUUGGACGAAGGUAUUAAUGCAGAGAUGAAAUACAGUUUUGUGGACGGGGAUGGACUGGAUGUCUUUGAUAUUACCACCGAUCUUAAUUACCAAGCUGGCAUCAUCACUGUGAGAAAGCCACUGAGCUUUGAGACCAAGAAAACUUACACUUUAAAAGUAGAAGGUGCCAAUCCACACCUUGAAAUGCGUUUCUUGAAUCUAGGUCCAUUCCGGGACACGACAACUGUGCAUAUCAGUGUGGAAGAUGUUGAUGAACCCCCAGUUUUUGAGCCUAGUUUUUAUUUUGUGGAAGUGCCUGAAGAUGUGGACAUUGGGACCACCAUACAAAUGAUAAACGCCAAGGACCCUGAUGUGAUCAACAAUUCAAUCAGAUUCUCCAUCGAUCGAAGCAGUGAUCCUGGACGCUUCUUCUAUGUGGACAUUAUAACAGGUGCUCUGAUGACUGCAAGACCUCUGGAUCGGGAAGACAUUUCAUGGCACAAUAUCAGUGUGCUAGGUGUGGAAAUGAACAAUCCUUCGCAGGUUGGAAGUGUUUCAGUAACAAUAAGAGUCCUGGAUAUAAAUGACAACAUGCCCGAAUUUCCCAGGUUCUAUGAGGCAUUUGUCUGUGAAAAUGCAAAAGUUGGACAG
Messenger RNA from Thamnophis sirtalis, 2245 nucleotides. NCBI's taxonomy places the organism in Eukaryota, Metazoa, Chordata, Lepidosauria, Squamata, Natricidae. The record is from RefSeq and is a predicted model, not a curated record.